CACUUUCCCCUGCAGUCUCAGUCAUUCUGGUUGCUUGUAAGAGAGUGGAUAUGAAAAUGGGAGUGCUUUGCUGUACAUCCAUGCAGCUCUUGCUGGUUACACUGGCCACUCUGGCUGGGAUCUGUCUGGGAGGGUCCGAUGGUCCCCGUGGGGUGGCUCUGCCUUUUGUCUUUGACCCCAAAGCAACGUGUGACCCACCUUGUAAACAUGCUGGCAUCUGCAUCCGAAACAACACCUGCUUCUGCACUAGAGGAUAUGAGGGAGAGACCUGCCAACAUGCAAACUGUUAUCCAAAGUGUAAAAAUGGCGGAGAGUGUCUUCGACCUGGAAAAUGCAGAUGCCCUGCAGAAUUUGGAGGGAAAUAUUGCCAUAAAGUGGUGUGUGAUGGUGGCUGCUGGAACGGUGGCGAGUGCACUGCUGUAAAUGGAGAGGCAAAAUGCAUCUGUCCCUCAAGCUGGGCUGGCUCCAGAUGCCAAGACGCGAUCUGUCCACAGGGAUGCAGGAAUGGUGGCAGCUGUGUGGCUCCUGGAAUCUGCAGCUGUCCAGAUGGAUGGAUAGGUGGAGCCUGCCAUACAGCUGUGUGUAAAAAAACAUGCCAGAACGGGGGGAAGUGUGUGUCACCUAACAUCUGUCACUGUCGAGCUUCGUUCUCAGGCCCGCAGUGUGAGGAGAGGAGAAUGCUCUACUGAUGAGCUGACCUCACUGAUGACUCUUCAAAGUGGUACUAAAGUUUCAUGUUUAUUAGCGGAACCUCACUGAGCAUGUGUUUUUUUACAUUAAAAUUGUACACGGAUUGACUUUAUGACAUUUUGUGUCAUUUAAGUACUGUAGUAUGUUUAGAAAACUGUUAUAUUUCAAUGUUUUAAAAAUUACACCAAUGUAAAAAAAUAAAAUACUAUAAAAAAAAUAAAAUAAAAAUUAU
This is a messenger RNA of Myxocyprinus asiaticus (Chinese sucker), 922 nucleotides long. Its product is annotated as von Willebrand factor D and EGF domain-containing protein-like. The record is from RefSeq and is a predicted model, not a curated record. NCBI's taxonomy places the organism in Eukaryota, Metazoa, Chordata, Actinopteri, Cypriniformes, Catostomidae. Gene Ontology annotation, biological process: anatomical structure development. Bases 51 to 689 code for a protein of 212 amino acids. The transcript has 5 exons. Gene Ontology annotation, molecular function: signaling receptor binding. Gene Ontology annotation, cellular component: extracellular region; cell surface.